AUGGAUACAGAUAACACAAUUUCAAGUAAGUAUGAAGUUGACCUUCAAGCAAGUCAAAGUCAAAGCUGUGCUGAAGAAAGAGAAAAAAGGAAGUAUGUUCUUCAACAAAAGAGAAACUACAGAGGUUGUCACCCUGCAUCAACAUCUGAUUCUGUUGAAAGGAUUCCAUUUUCAAAUACUUCAAGUGUUUCAACCACCAAUGUUGAAAGAAGGAAUGUGUAUCAUCUUCCUGCUUAUGCUACUCCAAAUAUUAGUACUAAUUUGUUUCACUCAUCUACACAAGUAAAAGAUAAGACAAUUUCAACUUCAACCAACAAUGUCGAAAGAAGGAAUGUGUUUCACCUUCCUACUUAUGUUAUUCUAGAUAUUAGUAGUAAUGUGUGUCACUCAUCUACAAAUGAAAAAGAUUCAUCAAGAAAAAUCUCAUCAAGGAAUGUCCAUCACACUCCUUUUGGAAGUACUAAGCAAAUAUCCAAUUUUGUUGAGAGGACUCCGUUAUCAGAUAUUACAAAUUGUGGAAUAUCUAAAAUUGAAUUACAAACGACUGAUGAGAUGUUACCAGAUUCUGUGGUUAAGAAGAUUCAUGGAAUUUUUAAAGAUUAUAUUGAUCAUGGAGAUGCCAUCUUUGUGUGUUCUAAAUGUGAUGCAAUGUUAUGGGAAGAUGAAAUGCUUAGGGGAAAUAAAAAAUAUGUAAGCUUGAAGCUUAUUGGAACAAGAGAUAAGGAUGGAAGAGUUCACAAUUUGCCAACAACAUCAGAAAUUGUUGCGUUAACAAAUGGUGAUUUUGAUGGAGCAUUUGAUAAACGGGACAUUGUUGUUAGAAAGCAGUCUGGUGGUCUUCAAAGAAUUAGUGAGCUUCAUCCCUCUUACCUUGCUUUGCAAUAUCCACUUAUUUUCCCAUAUGCAGAAGAUGGUUAUAGAGUUGGUAUUAAACAUAGAGGGAUUGCGAUUGAUAAUGAGCAGUUUUUGGUUGAUGGAUACACGAUGAUAGAAUCUGCCAGGUUGAAUUAUAUAAGGACACAACAACCUAAACUUAGAGCGCAAAGUCAUAAGAACUUGAAUGCUACUGUUGAAAGUGGAGAGAAUAAUGCCUCAAGUUGUGGUAAACCUAUACUUUUACCUUCAUCAUUUACUGGUAGUUCUAGAUAUAUGAUACAAAAGUACUUGGAUGCCAUGGCAAUUUGCAAGUCUGUUGGAUAUCCUGAUUUAUUCAUAACGGUGACUUGUAAUCCAAACUGGUCUGAAAUUUACAGGUGUUUGCAUGAUAAAGCUCUUAAUGCUGAAGACAGACCGAAUAUUAUCUCUAGAUUAUUCAAGUGUAAAUUGGAUCAUCUUAUAAAAGAUUUCAAGAAACAUAAAUUCUUCGGUGAUAUCCAAGCAGGCCACUGUUCCAAAAUUUCAGUUAUGUAUACAGUGGAAUUUCAGAAACGUGGACUCCCACAUGCUCACAUAUGUUCUAUCAAAUAUUUGAUAAAAUAUAUUAAUAAGGGGCCUGAUAGAGUCACUGCUUCUGUUUUUCAAGCCAAUAGCACCAAGAAUGAUACGGAACAGAAUGUAGCUGUAGAUGAGAUAAAAGCAUACCUUGAUUGUAGAUAUAUCUCUGCUUGUGAAGCUGCUUGGAGAAUAUUCAUGUAUGAUAUACAUUACAAAUAUCCAGCUGUUGAAGUAUUACCUUUUCAUUGUGAAGAUGGUCAGAGUAUUGUGUAUAACGAUCAUGAUUAUUUGUGUGAUAUUUUUACUGAUCCAACUGUGAAAAUGACAAUGUUUAUAGAGUGGAUGAAUUGUAAUAAAGUCGAUGAAUUUGCCAGGACAUUGAGGUAUGUUCAGUUUCCGGGAUAUUAUGUAUGGAAUACUAAAAAUCGCAAAUGGAAACGAAGAAAGCAUCCGUAUGGAUCAAUUGGGAGGAUACAUUAUGUCCCACCAUCACCUGUUGAUUGUUAUUACCUAAGGAUUUUACUGAAUCAUAUUAAGGGACCAACCUGUUUUGAAGAUAUAAAAACAGUUCAUGGGCAGGUUUUUCAAACAUUUAAAGAUGCAUGUUUUGCACGGGGGCUGUUAGAUGAUGAUAAAGAAUAUGUUAUUGCUGUCAAAGAAGCUAGCAUAUGGUCAACUGGAGAUUUCUUGAGGACCUUUUUUGUAAUGUUGUUGCUGUCAAAUUCGAUAUCUCGUCCUGGUGUUUUUUGGUCGGAAACGAAGUCCCUGUUAUGUGAAGACAUUCUGUAUCAGCAACGAAAGAUAACUGGUAUUGCAGAUUUGGAUCUUCAACAAGAAGAACUUGAAAAUAUCUGUCUAUCAGAAAUUGAAAAGUUGCUACUUACCAAUGGAAGUACAGUGAGAAAUUUUGAUAAUAUGCCAAGUGUUCUGGACAAUUAUGUUUCAUCGUCGAACAAUCGAUUGAUAAUGAAAGAAUUAUCGUAUGACAGACUAGCUCUUCAAAGGGAACAUGAUGGUUAUGUAAAGUGUUUAACUGCCGAACAGGAAAGGAUAUAUAAAAUUGUUAUGGAAGCGAUUGAAAAAUGUGAUGGAGGUGUGUUUUUUGUAUAUGGUUAUGGUGGAACUGGAAAGACGUUUCUUUGGAAGACAUUCUCAGCUGCAUUACGAUCAAAAGGUGAGGUUGUAUUGAAUGUUGCAUCCAGUGGAAUUGCUUCACUUUUGCUGGAUGGUGGUAGAACUGCUCAUUCAAGGUUUGUAAUUCCAAUCAACAUUAAUGAGAAUUCAAUAUGUUCGAUAGAGCCUAAUACUGAGUUAGGUGAUUUAAUUAAAAGAGCAACAUUGAUUAUUUGGGAUGAAGCACCUAUGACUCACAAGCAUUGUUUCGAGGCUCUUGAUAGAACAAUGAGAGACAUAUCACGUUCCAGUCAACCGAACAUGCAAUCCAAGCCGUUUAGGGGAAAGGUCAUUCUAUUUGGUGUUAAUUUUAGACAAAUUCUUCCGGUCAUCCCUAAAGGUACCAGAACAAUGAUAGUCAAUGCUUCUUUGAAUUCUUCUUAUAUAUGGUGCCACUGUUAA
Molecule: messenger RNA, 3009 nt
Organism: Helianthus annuus (common sunflower)
Lineage: Eukaryota; Viridiplantae; Streptophyta; Magnoliopsida; Asterales; Asteraceae
Exons: 12
Coding region: 1-3009 (1002 amino acids)
Biological process (GO): telomere maintenance; DNA repair
Molecular function (GO): DNA helicase activity
Source: RefSeq, a predicted model, not a curated record